This is a messenger RNA of Chlorocebus sabaeus (green monkey), 2056 nucleotides long. Lineage: Eukaryota; Metazoa; Chordata; Mammalia; Primates; Cercopithecidae. The record is from RefSeq and is a predicted model, not a curated record.
CCGCGCGGAGCUCCCCGAUGCCAUUGCCCCUCCCACUACUGUUACUUCCGUCUCACUUUCAAUUGCUGCGGCGUGUUAGGGGUCGCUAGCUUCUUUUUCCUACUGUCUGUGCUUGCAGCAGUAACGACAAAAAAAGUCAAAAGAGAAUGUGUUGCAACAUGUAAGCCUACUAGCAAUUGUGUUUCUGGCUAGGAAGCAAAAGGACUCCCCAGAACCAAGAAAUACGGUAAUCACGGGCCCUCCUUUUUUCUGUGGCUCAACUUCUACCCAGCAACUAAGGCCCUUGACCCCGCCCUUUUUCUCUUAUUGGACAACUUGAAUCGUCAUUUGCCGUUCCGAUUGGUCAUCCUUGAUCGUCCGGAUUUUUCCAAUUGGCGAAGCUGCCAGGGGAUUUUUCCCCCCCCCCGCCCCCGUUUGGUUCGCUGAGGAGGCGGGGUCGUUUCUGCGGGAUUAUUUUUCCGGAGCCUCUUCUGAUUGGGCGAUGUGGCGCAAUGCUCGCCACCCUUUAAGAUACCAAACUGUCCGCAUUUCUGACCUGCUCCCGCCGGUAAACCGAAACCCAGUAGAGCCAGGCUUGGGCAUCUGCAGAGGGCGAGGAACUAACUGGUCGCGGCGCUGGGUGGGCUUGCAGCUGUGACGCUUAUGUGGACACGUCAGUCUCCCUUGGUGGUGGUUCACCUCGGUUUCCCAGUUUAUAUUACUGACGUCAACAGAUAAAUGAUUGCUGAAUAAGGAAGAAGAAUUGGAAUUGCUUCAAGCCUCCAGACUUUUAGCACUAGUCCCACCCACUCCCUUCUACUUCCAGGUCGGGGGGCGGGUCCGAAAGAAAGGCGGAAGCCAGUGUGCCCGGCGUUCUCACGCCCGUAACAAUUUCUGAGUGGGGCGUCGCUUGAGUUUUUCGGAAAGUCUCCACACCCCCCCACCCAUCGUCUUUUUAGGAAGUCCCUUAAUGUUUGGCUUCAUUAUUUCCACAUCCCCUUCCUAACUACUUGCCUGCUCUUCUGGAGAAAAAGACUGCGGAAAGGAGAGAGAGGUGGGGCUGUGAGUAGAAACAAGCAAACCGCAGGUCCCUGUUGGGGGACCCUCCAGGAAGAAGAGUAAUUUCCUGCCUUCUUGAAUUGGCUACUACAGUCAAUUAUUUUGUUCCCAACCCUAGAGCUUCAAUUGCUCCUUCACUUAGCAAUUUCCCAAGAACCCUGGGCGACAGUUAUGGAGAAGCGUCUGCAGGAGGCUCAGCUGUACAAGGAGGAAGGGAACCAGCGCUACCGGGAAGGGAAGUACCGAGAUGCUGUGAGUAGGUACCAUCGAGCUCUGCUUCAGCUGCGGGGUCUGGAUCCGAGUCUGCCCUCUCCAUUACCUAAUCUCGGACCUCAGGUCCCGGCCCUCACGCCUGAACAAGAAAACAUACUGCAUACCACCCAGACUGACUGCUACAACAAUCUAGCUGUUGUGAAAUAGGGAAUGUGUUUCCCUUCUUAAUCAUCAAAAGGCAGAACAUUGACCUGAAUUGGCUUCUCCGCAGCCUGUCUCCUUCAGAUGGAACCCGUGAACUACGAACGAGUGAGAGAAUAUAGUCAGAAAGUCCUGGAACGACAGCCUGAUAAUGCCAAGGCCUUGUAUCGGGCCGGAGUGGCCUUUUUCCAUCUGCAGGACUAUGACCAGGCCCGCCACUACCUCCUGGCUGCCGUCAAUAGGCAGCCUAAAGAUGCCAACGUCCGGCGGUACCUCCAGCUGACACAGUCAGAACUCAGCAGCUACCAUAGAAAAGAGAAGCAGCUCUACCUGGGCAUGUUUGGUUAACAGAGAAGAAAGAUGCUCCUCCAGUUGAACUUAGGUGGACCAUUAAACAUGCAUGAAGGAGAAACCUGACCCUCAGCAAGAUAAAUUAACCCUAUACCUCUGACCCAGGUGGAUUUUUGUUUCCAGUUCUGCACAAACUUUACUACUUAGACAGUCUGAGUCUUUUUCUGUCUAUCCUGUUUAUUUCUAUAGCGUUCAAUACAUGUUAUUGUUGGGGAUAUUUGCCUUGAGAAAUAUAAUCAGAAAAUAUUCAUCA